Drosophila persimilis is the source of this 755-nucleotide messenger RNA. RefSeq names its product dynein light chain 1, axonemal. Gene Ontology annotation, cellular component: cytoplasm. The record is from RefSeq and is a predicted model, not a curated record. Bases 30 to 578 code for a protein of 182 amino acids. Gene Ontology annotation, molecular function: protein kinase binding. The transcript is spliced from 2 exons. Lineage: Eukaryota; Metazoa; Arthropoda; Insecta; Diptera; Drosophilidae.
CGAUAGAAUAGGUAGCGGAAAUCUAAACUAUGUCGAAGCCAACAAGCAUCAAGGACGCACUGUCCCGCUGGGAGGAGAAAAAUAAACAGGAGGCCAUUAGCGCCACUGAUAUUGGACUGCAAUUCCAGUAUCCGCCGAUAGAGAAAAUGGAUCCUACCCUGAGCACUCUGGUGGCGUGCAACCGCCUGAGUCUGUCCUCGAACAUGAUCGAGAAGAUCAGCGGGAUAUCGGGCAUGAAGAAUCUGAGGGUGUUGAGCCUGGCCCGCAACAAUCUGAAGAACAUCAGCGGCAUCGAGUCACUGGGCGAAACCCUGGAAGAGCUCUGGGUCAGCUACAACAUAAUCGAAAAGAUCAAGCCGCUGGAGUCGAUGAAGGCUCUGCAGGUGUUCUACAUUUCCCACAAUCUCAUCAAGGACUGGGUCGAGUUCAUGCGCAUUGCCGUCCCCCCGAAUCUCACCGAGAUCACGUUCACUGGCAAUAUUAUCAGUGAGAACAUGGAGCCGGCUGCCUUUGUAGCCGAGGCUAUCCGUCGCUUGCCCAAUCUGAAGAAACUAGACGGCGAACCAGUCAUUCGCUAAAGACGCUUAAGGCCGCCGAUGGCCAAGAAAAGCGGUCCCAAUAUCGAAAUGGACAGCAAAAAACACAUAAACACAGAACAGAAACAGAAACAGUACAGAACACGGAGCACGGUAUCCCACAAAUAAGCAAUGCAAUCGAAAAUAAAAGAGAGAACAAUGUCUAACCCUUUGACCUAA